AUGACCCGCUUCGUCAGCUGCAUCGAUCUCCACAACGGACAGGUCAAACAAAUUGUCGGUGCUACCCUCACCGAUAACGCCUCGGACGCCCCCACCACCAACUUCGUGUCACAGCACUCCGCCGGCCACUAUGCCCGUCUCUAUCGCGAACACAACGUCUCCGGGUGCCACGUAAUCAAGCUCGGCCCCAAUAACGACGCUGCUGCCCUCGAAGCCCUACGUGCCGCCCCCGGUUUCCUCCAAGUUGGUGGAGGUAUCAAUUACGACAAUUGUCUCGAUUGGCUCCGCGACGCCAGCAAAAUUAUCCUCACCAGCUGGCUCUUCGACUCACAAGGCCAUUUCCAACUCGACCGCCUCCAAAAUAUCUCCGAACGUUGCGGCAAACACCGUCUCGUCGUGGAUCUCAGCUGUCGCCGCGUGCAACAUCCCGACGGCCGCACCCAGUGGAUCGUUGCCAUGAACAAAUGGCAAAAACUCACAGAUCUCGAACUCAGUGCAGACACUUUCCGUGCCCUAAGUGCCUACACCCAAGAAUUCCUCAUCCAUGCGGCAGACGUAGAAGGACUGUGCCGUGGCAUUGAUGAAUCGCUAGUAGAAAACCUCUACAAUUGGACUUGCGAUUUACCAGAUUUGAAAAUCGUGUACGCAGGAGGCGCUAAAAGCGUCCAAGACCUUGCCCUCGUUCACAAACUAAGUCAUGGCAAAGUUGACUUGACCUACGGUAGCGCACUGGAUAUCUUUGGCGGCAACCUCGUCAAUUUUGCCGAUUGUUGCAAAUGGAACGAAACUCAUUAA
Molecule: messenger RNA, 795 nt
Organism: Lachancea fermentati
Lineage: Eukaryota; Fungi; Ascomycota; Saccharomycetes; Saccharomycetales; Saccharomycetaceae
Source: the annotation of a GenBank genome assembly